AUGGCCGCUCCUCGCUCAACAUCGUUGCGCGCCCUUCGUGUGCUCUCCCAGCAGAACAAGGCUGCUCCCUCCAUCCGCCGCAACUUGCACAUCACUGGCGUUCACUCUGCCCAGACUGCCAAUGUCUCGGAUCGUGCCUCCCUCUACUCGGCUCGUACUCUCACAGACCUCAAGAAUGAAUGCCAAAAGAGGGCAUUAGGAGCCACUGGCAGCAAGCCCGAGCUCGUUGAACGUCUCUCCAACCAUGACUUCCUUCAAUCCCGUGCCUUUAGCAUCGCCAUGAGAAGAAUCAACGGCAGUGCCUUUGCAGACUCCGCUCGUCAAUUCAACACCUCCCGUUCCCAAAAGGCCGUCAAUGACUCUUCCACUGUCGACUUUGCCUACAUGCCCUCCAUGGCUGAGCUCGAGGCUACUGCUCCCCGUGCUGGCCCCCGCAUUCCGAUCCUUCCCGACCAGUACUCGCAUCAUGUCCCCAACCAGUCGAUCCCAUCUGACGCGGCUCCACCCAUGAAGCCCCAGGUCUACUCUGUCUCCGGUGCGGGGUCCGAUGUCGCGGUCAGUCCCAUGACCGAAGUCGUCGACAAUGAGUCCGUGGAUAUUGACCCAUUCUCGCUCACGGAAGCCGUUGGGAAAUCUCGCUUCGGCGCAGAGAUGCAAAAACAAAAUAACGGGUCGGAGGGCCAAGGUAUAGCCAAACAGUUGUGGGGUGGCUUGCUCGAUGAUCUUUUAGGUCCUAAACAGAGUGCCUUGAGCAAGUGA
Molecule: messenger RNA, 759 nt
Organism: Aspergillus wentii DTO 134E9
Lineage: Eukaryota; Fungi; Ascomycota; Eurotiomycetes; Eurotiales; Aspergillaceae
Exons: 2
Coding region: 1-759 (252 amino acids)
Source: RefSeq, a predicted model, not a curated record